Messenger RNA from Striga asiatica, 2415 nucleotides. NCBI's taxonomy places the organism in Eukaryota, Viridiplantae, Streptophyta, Magnoliopsida, Lamiales, Orobanchaceae. The record is from the annotation of a GenBank genome assembly.
AUUAGGAAGAGCCGAAAAUCAGAGGGGGCAAGAUUGAUUAAAAAGCCCUCUCAUUCUCAAAUCUCACUGAAGAAGAGGGAAAAGGAAUACGAAAAAAAUCCUGUAACGCCAAAAACUUGUGAUCCAUAGGAGUUUUGCAGUAACAAAUCCACCAGUAUCAUCCUAUGGUUCACAAAGUUUCCAUCUUUGUUUGAUGCGCCGACCGAACGCACGCUCAACAAGCCCUAAUUCGGAUAAGGUCAAGGAUAUGGAUCCGAUUAAGCUUCACUUACGACCGGCUCGACCCGGGUUCCGAUCCACCAAUGUUAAACGCUCAAACCCGAGAUCAAGAUUUUGUUUAAUUGCUUCAAUCUCUGUGGGGGUCGCGCUAUUUUGCUACAUUAUGCUCUUCGGGAAUAAAAGUGAAAGAAACAAGAAAUAUGGAGUCGUGAUUGAUGGUGGGAGCACGGGGACUAGAAUCCAUGUCUUCAAGUACGAAGUUAGAAAUGGGAAUUUGGUGCUUGACUUUACCGAGAAAGGUUUGGUGUCGAUGAGGGUACAUCCUGGGUUGUCAGCUCACUUGGAUGAUCCGGAUGAGGCGGGUCAUGCUAUUAGUGAGUUGGUGCAGUUUGCCAAAGGGAAUGUGCCGAGUGAUCAAUGGGGGAACACAGAGAUUCGAUUGAUGGCCACUGCUGGUAUGAGGUUGUUGGGGAAUGAGGAUCAAGAGAGGAUUUUGAAUGCGUGCAGGAGGGUAUUGAGGGCGUCUGGGUUCAAGUUUCAUGAUGAUUGGGCGACUGUCAUUCCAGGAUCUGACGAGGGCUUAUAUGCUUGGGUUGUGGCCAACUAUGCCCUUGGAACUCUUGGAGCCGAACCAGCACAGACCACUGGGAUUAUUGAGCUUGGUGGUGCUUCAGCUCAGGUUACAUUUGCCUCGGAUGAGCAGGUGCCUCCUGAAUUCUCUAGAAAAAUCAAAUUUGGGAAUUUUACGUACAACCUUUACAGUCACAGCUUGCUUCAAUUUGGCCAGAAUGUUGCAUUUGAGUUGUUGAAAGAAUCUCUCUUGUUGGGUGGCCAAGAAUCUGUUGCGGAAUCUCUCCAGAGAGAGAAACCAUUGGAUCCUUGUACUCCUAGUGGAUAUGCUCAUAAUGAGGAUGCAUGGAAGCUUUCUCCUACUUCCUUGGUUGAAAAGAAUAAAUAUUUAUCUACUUUGCUUCCAAGAGGUAAUUUCUCUGAGUGCAGAUCUGCAUCUUUAAAGCUGCUGCAAAAAGGCCAAGAUAAAUGUUCUUAUAAGACCUGCUACAUCGGUUCAACGUUUAUACCGAAGCUCCAAGGGAAGUUUCUGGCGACAGAAAAUUUUUUCCACACUUCUAAGUUCUUUCGGCUGGGUGAAAGAGCUUCUCUUUCUGAUCUGGUGGUUGCCGGGCAUGAAUUUUGUGGUGAGGAUUGGUCAAAAUUGACACAAAAGUACAACUCUCUGGAGGAAGAAGACCUACUUCGUUAUUGCUUCUCGUCAGCAUAUAUUGUGGCCUUGCUUCAUGAUAGUCUUGGAAUUGAUUUGGAUGAUCAGAGAAUUGGAUAUGCUAACCAAGUUCACGAUAUCCCGCUCGACUGGGCAUUAGGAGCCUUUAUCCUGCAAAGUGCUGAAAAUUUGGAGAGAAGCCAUUCUGAUUGGACGUUCUCCAUAAUAGGCGGCAACUCUUCGAAAUUGCCACUUGUAUUUGGAAUUUUCCUCCUUUUGGUACUCGUAUCAUGGUUCAUAUUGGGAUGGCGAAAACCUCAGCUGAAGACAAUAUACGAUUUGGAGAAAGGGAAGUACAUAGUCACACGCAUCAGUAGAUACUCGUAAUUUAUGUCGUAUUCAAAUAUGCAAAGUUUAAUCAAAUCAAGGAAAAAAUGCCAAUUUUCUCAAGAUUCUUGCAAAAGUUUUGUUAUGGUUCUUUGGAAUUUGGUUCUCUUGUUAACUGCCGAUUUGAAAGAUGAAAGAGAUUGGGGAUAUGAUGCUGGCAGUUCAAUGGAUCAUUCCUCAGACUAUUUGUAAAAAUUGGGCUGGGUUUUACUCGGAGGUACAAUCUUGUUCAUAUAAUAUAUAGUGUAUUAGGGUAUUUGUGGACGAUAGAUUUUUUUUUAUAUUUAUAGCGAGGGAGGCCUAUGAGAUUGUGUGUGGUGUGGCUGGUCUCCCUGUGAAAGAGUGCUUUCAGAUCAUUUUUAAUUUAUGCUCAAGGUUGGUUUUCUUUCUCUUCGCUUCUAAGUUUUGUUGCUGCUGACCUACUUUGAAGCUGAUUAAACAUUGUUCAUCAAUGAAUACUUUUUAUGUCUAAUUGCAAUUCUUCUUGUUCUUAGAGUUUUAUUUUUUCUUUUUCUCAUAUCUUUUAUGGCAAGUCCAGUGAGCCUCGACAUGUUAGAUCUAACGAUACGUGAUCGAAAGUUAAAAGCUCG